Messenger RNA from Nomascus leucogenys (northern white-cheeked gibbon), 2545 nucleotides. RefSeq names its product patr class I histocompatibility antigen, CH28 alpha chain. Lineage: Eukaryota; Metazoa; Chordata; Mammalia; Primates; Hylobatidae. Gene Ontology annotation, cellular component: external side of plasma membrane. Gene Ontology annotation, biological process: immune response; antigen processing and presentation of endogenous peptide antigen via MHC class I via ER pathway, TAP-independent; positive regulation of T cell mediated cytotoxicity. The record is from RefSeq and is a predicted model, not a curated record. The transcript has 6 exons. Gene Ontology annotation, molecular function: signaling receptor binding; peptide antigen binding. The coding region runs from base 185 to 1186 and encodes 333 amino acids.
UUCUCUUUCUCUCCCAACCCGUGUCAGGUCCUUCUUCCUGGAUACUCAUAACACGGCCCCAUUUCUCACUCCCAUUGGGUGUCGCGUUUCUAGAGAAGACAAUCAGUGUCGCCGCAGUUCCCGGUUCUAAAGUCCCACGCACCGCCCGGGACUCAGAUUCUUCCCAGACGCGGAGGUUGGGGUCAUGGCGCCCCGAACCCUCCUCCUGCUGCUCUCAGGGGCCCUGGCCGUGACCGAGACCUGGGCGGGCUCCCACUCCUUGAGGUAUUUCAGCACCGCUGUGUCGCGUCCCGGCCGCGGGGAGCCCCGGUACAUCGCCGUGGAGUACGUGGACGACACGCAGUUCCUGCGGUUCGACAGCGAUGCCGCGAUUCCGAGGAUGGAGCCGCGGGCGCAGUGGGUGGAGCAAGAGGGGCCGCAGUACUGGGAGCGGACCACAGGGUACGCCAAGGCCAACGCACAGACUGACCGAGUGGCCCUGAGGAACCUGCUCCGCCGCUACAACCAGAGCGAGGCGGGGUCUCACACCCUCCAGGGAAUGAAUGGCUGCGACAUGGGGCCCGACGGACGCCUCCUCCGCGGGUAUCACCAGCACGCGUACGACGGCAGGGAUUACAUCUCCCUGAACGAGGACCUGCGCUCCUGGACCGCGGCGGACACCGUGGCUCAGAUCACCCAGCGCUUCUAUGAGGCAGAGGAAUAUGCAGAGGAGUUCAGGACCUACCUGGAGGGCGAGUGCCUGGAGUUGCUCCGCAGAUACCUGGAGAACGGGAAGGAGACGCUACAGCGCGCAGAUCCUCCAAAAGCACACGUUGCCCACCACCCCAUCUCCGACCAUGAGGCCACCCUGAGGUGCUGGGCCCUGGGCUUCUACCCUGCGGAGAUCACAUUGACCUGGCAGCGGGAUGGGGAGGAACAGACCCAGGACACAGAGCUUGUGGAGACCAGGCCUGCAGGGGAUGGAACCUUCCAGAAGUGGGCCGCUGUGGUGGUGCCUUCUGGAGAGGAACAGAGAUACACAUGCCAUGUGCAGCACGAGGGGCUGCCCGAGCCCCUCACCCUGAGAUGGGUCUCCCCAGCCCACCAUCCCCAUCGCGGGCAUCGUUGCUGGCCUUGUUGUCCUUGGAGCUGUAGUCACUGGAGCUGUGGUCGCUGCUGUAAUGUGGAGGAAGAAGAGCUCAGAUAGAAACAGAGGGAGCUACUCUCAGGCUGCAAGCAAGAUGAAGGAGGCUGAUCCCUGAGAUUGUUGGGCUAUUGUGUUCAGGAGCCUAUGAUGGAGCUCACCCACCCCACAGUGCCUCUAGCCACAUCUGUGGGCUCUGACCAGGUCCUGUUUUGGUUCUACUCCAAUCAUUGGCAGUGCCCAGGGCUCUGGUGUGUCUCUCACAGCUAAUAAAGGUGACACUCCAGGGCAGGGGCCCUGAUGUGAGUGGGGUGUUGGGGGGAACAGAGGGGACUCAGCUGUGCUAUGGGGUUUCUUUGACUUGGAUGUCUUGAGCAUGAAAUGGGCUAUUUAGAGUGUUACCUCUCACUGUGACUGAUAGGAAUUUGUUCAUGAAUAUUUUCUCUGUAAUGUGAGACAGCUUCCUUGUGUGGGACUGAGAAGCAAGAUUUGCUCAUGCCUCCCUUUCGUAACUUCAAGAAGCCUGAAUUCUCUCUGAAAAGGUGCCCAAAUGUGUCUUCCUCCCUGUUAGCAUAAUGUGAGGAGGUGGGAGACCAGCCUACCCCCAUGUACACCAUGACCCCCUUCCCUGCACUACCCCGCGUUUCUACCCAAUUACCUUUCCUGUUCCAGAGACAUGGGGCUCAGAUGUCUUUAUCUCUGUCUCAACUUCGUGGUGUACUGAGCUGCAACUUCCUGCUUCCCUAUUAAAAUUAGAAUCUGAGUAUAAAUUUACUUCUUCAAAUUCUUGCCAUGAGAAGUUAAUUAGUUAAUUAGAGGAGGAGAUUACUAAAAUUUGAGAGACAAAAUAAAUGGAAGACCUGAGAACCUUCCAGAGUCUGUUUCUUGUGCUGACCUGUUGCAGGGGAGGAGAGUAGAUGGGGCUGUGCCCAGUGGGUGCUCAGGCCACUGUGGGCUUUAUGUGGUCACUGCUCAGCCGGGUCAUCUUUGCUGCUCCAGUGGCCUUGGUCCUUCAGCAGAACCUUGUCCCAGCAGGACCUGUGAUCACAGGGACUCAAAUGUCAUUUAGGGCAGUCCCUGCACACAGAAGUCCUUGUGGUAUCAAGAGACUGAUUUUUCAGACCUGUCCAGCACUUGCCCUCCUUCCAGGGCUCUUUCCUAGAUUGUAUUUUCCCUCUUUUCACCAGCCUUCUUAUAGGAACCAGACUGUGACAUUUGCAGAGAGGAGGGGUCCCAUAGUUUCUCAUCAUACUUAACUUUCUAUUGGAACUUCUCUUCUGCCCUCCUACUCUUCCUUCUGCCCUGAGUUGUAGUAAUCAUAGUGCUAGCUCCAAUCCAAACUCAUGGAUUUGUAAAGCAGAGUCUAAUUUAGAUUCAUAUGUAGUUGGAAAAUUGGACUUAUAAGCCUAAGAUUAUCUUUCC